CCUUCAUGCAUGAAGUCACUCGAUUGACAUUUUCCGACCGUGAUGUCUCGUGGCGAUAUCAAACCAUCCAUGGUAUGAUCAGAUGAAUGCGCUAUCAAAUUGACAAGCGGUAUUGAGUAUUCCACCAUCACGGCCCGUGAAGAUAAUCCCAAUGGGCUUGAAGCCUCUUUUAUCGAUCGUGCCAUUCAUCACGCCAAGAUCUCACGGAAGGCAACCGGGCGUAUUAUGGAUGCUGGCGCCUAAGCCCGGAAAUUACAGCUGACAGCGCUAGUCAUUUCGAGAUUUAUCCGGUGAAGGAUCACAUUUUAAAAUCUCACGAUGCCCAUCAUCUCGCAUUCCCUUUACCUCUGCAAACUCCCAUUCACGUCACUCGCUUCACAAUAUCUUCAUUCGUUUACUCCACCAUGCAUUUUUCAACCCUCGCCGCACUCGUUGCCUUCUCCGGCUUCACUUCCGCAAGCCCCAACGGCUGGUCCAAGACCAAAGAAGCAGACGACAGCCCCUCUAAGCUCGACGACUGCGGCUGCUGGCCUAUCUACCAGGCUAUGCUAAAGUGCCAAAAGCUGAAAUGGCCUAAGGAGGAAACGCGCGACUGCGUGUGCAUUCCCAACCCGGAUGGUUGGUACGGUUCUAUGGAUGGCUGCCGUACUUGUCUGAGCUCCAACUCUGAGCAUGAGUUCUUCGAUAAUACUGCCAAGCUCGUCACUCAGCUGUUCGUCUCGUGUACCAACGCUGGCGGCGGCGUUACCAGCGAUGGAAAUAGUAUCUGCGCUAGCAAUGCAUAUCGCGAGGCCUGUGUAUCGCUAGGAACGAAUGGAAAGCCCAGCUGGGCAAGUUUUGAGCAGGAGGGAGUCAGUGGAAAUGGAACCUACGUGUUGGAUAUCAAGGAAUUCGGCGCAGAUGAUGAUGAGUCUACAUCUACGUCUGUGACUAGUGCAAAGACAACCACCAAGACGAGCGCUGCUGAAUCCACUGGUAGCACUGAGGCUACGACCGUGGCAGUGGCUGCUACUACUGGUACCACCGAGGCAUCGUCAAGCAGCGCUACUUCGGAUGCGACAUCGGGAACUGAGACUCCUGUUGCAUCGGCUACAACAGCGCCAAACUCUGGCAUGAGACUUGCUAGUCACGGAGCUGUUGGCAUGGGUCUGGUCGCUGUCGUUGGUGCUAUCUUGCUUUAGUUUAUACUGUGUAGUAUCUAGACGCAGGAGUUGAGUAUGCUGUUAGUAAUACCUUAAUAAUACGAUACUUUGAUUCCUAUUAAAUCCCUG
Fusarium verticillioides 7600 is the source of this 1271-nucleotide messenger RNA. RefSeq lists its product as hypothetical. The record is from RefSeq and is a predicted model, not a curated record. The transcript has a single exon. Bases 405 to 1181 code for a protein of 258 amino acids. Lineage: Eukaryota; Fungi; Ascomycota; Sordariomycetes; Hypocreales; Nectriaceae.